ACCAAGUGCUUGGCGGUCGGCGGUGGAGCAGCAAAGGCAGCCGGAUCUGGAGAUUCCGGCGACAACGGCGGCGCUGUACGGACGGCGAUGCCUCUACAACCAUCCCGUCUGACAGACAGGUACGCGUGGAACUGUGUUUUUCUAAACCACAGUGCAAUGCCUUUCUUUUGAUGGACAUGUAGAAGUGAGUAUCAACUUCCUUGAUUUCUACUCUGGUUCAGAUUAUAUAGUUUCUCUCUGAUCUUAGUUCUUGUCGACCAAGUGAUCUAUACUCCCUCCGUACUCAUAAAGGAAGUCGUUUUGGACAGCAUCACGGUCUCCAAAACGCAACUUUGAUUUUCUUGUUUCUAUAAAAAUAUUUAUUGAAAAGUGAUAUAUGUAUACUUUUAUGAAAGUAUUUUUCAAGACAAAUCUAUUCAUAUAAUUUUUACUUUUCAAACUCAACAACUUAAGAGUUAUUCAUGAUUUAUAUUCCCAAGGUUUGGCUUAAACAUUGUCCUAAACAACUUCCUUUACGAGUAUGGAGGGAGUAUAACAGAAGGCCAUAGCGUUGUCUAGUGUGCAGACUGGUCAAUUAGAAACACACAUGCUUUUGAAACUUGAUGAGAAAUCUAUGGCCCUGAACCAAAUCUCUAGAAUUUUCUUACUUCUUUGGUUGUCUUCGCUGCAUGGUCAAUCUUGUAUAAUUAUACAAAAGCAAAUUGAAAGAAAAACAAAACCUCUAAUUCAAUAGGUUGACGCCAAAAAUUUGAUCUAAGUUUCAGAAAAAUUCUACAUACGUGUGGAAUUGGUUUAUGUAAACCACAGUGCAAUUCUAGCAUGUGGCUCAGUGACUGCCUUAGUUUGUGCUCCGCUUCAGAUUAUAUAGUUCCUCUCCAGUCUCAGUUCUUGUCAACCUAUUGUCGAGAGAUCUUCAAAAAUAUUAGAUUGCAUAAUUACAGAUGGAGACAUUUUUGUCUGCAAUUCUGAGUGAUCUUGCCACUAGAUCCUUAUCUUUCCUGAUCAACAAGUGCUCAAAACCGACAUCACCAACCAUGGAGGAGAAACUGCAACGGCUCCUUCUUCGGGUCCAGAUCAUCUUGGAGGAGGCAGAGGACCGACAUAUCGCAAACCAAGCCAUGCUGCAGCAACUGAACAUACUGAGGAAGGAGAUGUACAGAGGGUAUUACAUCCUGGACAAAUUCAGAUACCAUGACCGUGAAGAAGAAAAUACCAAAGAUCACCAAGUGAGUAACUCUUUCGCACCAUCCAAGUUCAAUCCUGCCAAGCGCAUUCGGUUCUGCAGGACAAGUGGCCAGAGUUUACAACAGCAGCUGCAGCAAGUUCUUGCCAGCCUUGAAGCCACCAUUGAAGAUACCAGUGAAUUUUUCAUGUUCCUGAACAGUUAUCCACGCUUGAACCGUCAGCCAUAUAGCACGCACUUGGUCUUAGACAAGUGCUUGUUUAAUCGCCAGAUGGAGAUGGAGCACAUCAUGAACUUCCUGCUUAAAGACAAUACAAGUAGUAAUCAAAAUCCAGGUGUCUUGCCAAUCAUCGGUCCAAGCAAUGUUGGGAAGAGCACGCUGAUUGAGCAUGCCUGCAAUGAUGAAAGGGUGCGUAACCACUUCUUUCAAAUUGUGUGUUUCAGUGUUGAUGAUCUUGAAGAUGCAAACAUGGUGACUCUUCGAAAUUGUGGUGUAAUCAAGCAUCAAAACCAUGCAACUGGUGGAGAAAGGAUACUAAUCAUAGUCGAACUAAUCAGAGACAUCAAUGAGGGGGCAUGGAGAAGAUUGUACUCAGCUUCCAAAACUUGUGCCGCAAAUGGCAGUAAAAUUAUAGUCGCAAGCCGAUCUGAUAGUAUUUCAAGCUUUGGAACAACACAUGCUCUGAGAGUAAAAUUCUUUACUCAAGAAGCUUAUUGGUACUUUUUCAAGGUGCGUACAUUUGGAAGCAUGGAUGCAGCGGAGCACCCAAAGCUGGAAUCAAUAGCCGUGGAUAUGGCCAUGGAAUUGAAUGGGUGCUUCAUGGGUUCAAAUGUUUACAGUGUACUUCUUAGAGAAAAUUUCAAUGAUAAGUUUUGGAGCAUGGCCCUGGCAAGAAUCAGAGAAUUCAGGAAGCUGAAUCUCUUACUCUGCGGUACAAGUAAUUUUGACGAUCCUUGGCAGGGUGUUGGACCUGCAUACGUUAGGAGGGUAAACAAAAUUUGCUCCGGAAAUCAUGUGAUUCAUGAGGACUAUAAAGUAUGUUCUAUUCAGAACAUGAUUCAUUGUCACACAAACUCUGCUCACAGUGAAGAUGAUGUUCCCAUGGUGAGUUUGCAAAAUUUUCUCUUCGGAAGUGUUAAACCGCAAGGAAAAUUCAAUGUUCUCGCAUGGAGGUCUCACCUUCCACCUCACUACAACUACAUUUUCAACUGUGAGGUACGGAGGUCACAUCAUUUGAUCUCCAGGAAGAAGAGAUCUCAGAAGCUUUCCACCUGACCAUCUCAGAUGCUGAUGCAGGGGAGCGUUGCCAUGUUGGGCCAAAGCAAAAUGAGCAUUGUCAUUACAGAGUGCAUGCAUGAUAGUCUCUGAUUGCAAGCACAUGAUUGGUUCAUAGGAAAUUAUCUGAUAAUUGUAUAGGAAAUUGUCUUGCCUACUCCCUCUGUUCAAAACAAGACAACUGGAUUUGAACAUGCAGAGGGAGUAUGUGUGGUAUAACUAGUUUGUAAAUAAUUGUAUAGGAAAUUAUCUGAUACUCUCUUUUUUUUUUGAAAAAAAUGUCACAUAGAAUUAAAUGAUUAUAAUACAUUUGUCUAUGCCAAGUUAAUUAAAUCCCUACAAGUUAAUAGUGAUGAAAUCGAAAUUGCAAAUAAGGAGUUUAUGUUUUACACUUUUGUUCUGGUUAUUACAGUAGGCCAUGCUAAGACUUUGUUCUUAAAAUUAACAUCCCCAUUUUGGAAGCGUUCUCCUUUCACAAAAUUUUCACGAGUGAAGGUGCCUCUGCCUCCUGGAAUUAGGUUGGAGGGACUUUUGGUUUAAGCAAUCUCUCAAGUCUCUAAAAAAUAAAACUGAUAUUGACUAACUAGCCUAUUCAAUCAUGUCCAUAUUUUUUUCUGGUUGCAUACUAUUCCUGAAAACGAUAGCGUUCACAAUUUUUCAAUCCCAUAAAUAAUGGAUGCAUUUUCAUUGGUCUUCUAGUCAAACAAGUUGGCAUAAAAAACACGUUACCAAACUACAACACUUGGCAUUACAUGAUUCCUCUCAACCUCCUUAUCUAUCCAUUGAGUAGUAUCUGCAAAGUCUUGAUGGGGAAAAGAAAAAUUGGUUUCAUUCCCAGAAUGAAUACUCUCUUGUCUGCAAUCCUAGGAGAGCUUGCAGGUAGAUCCUUCUCCUUCUUGAUAGACAGAUGCUACUCCAAACUGCCAUUGCUGUCCAACGAGGAGAAGAUUCAGAGACUCGAAAGGAUGCUGCACCGGCUCGCUGCUGCCAUCGAAGAGGCCGAUGGGAGGAGAAUCUUGAACCAUGGAAUGCUUCGACAUAUCAACAUUCUGAGACAAGACAUGUACAGAGGGUACUACAUUCUUGACUCCUUCAGAUUCCCUGAAGCCCACGAGGAGGAGAUCAUGAGCGAAAACAAUGACAAAGUGAGUUACUCUUUAGCUCUGUCUAAAUUCAACUCUGCCAAGCGUGCUCGAAUCCCUAUUGGUACUAGACGGCAUGGAGAUAGAGGAGAGCUUGAGCAGGUUAUUGACAACCUAGAGAUCGCCAUGGCUGACAUGGUUGAGUUUUUUCUGCUUUUGAACAACUACCCUUCCAUUCAUCGUCAGCCAUACAACAGUUACCUGUUCAUGGACAAGUGCAUGUUUGGGCGUCAAAUGGAGAUGGAGCAUAUCAUCAAUUUCUUGUUGCGUCCUGAACCUCCAAACACGCUAAGUGUUGAUAACCUUGGUGUCCUGCCGAUCAUUGGUCCAGCCAAAGUUGGGAAGAGCACACUUGUCAAGCAUGUUUGCGGCGAUGAGAGGGUGUGCAACCACUUCUCUCGCAUCCUUUUUCUUACUGAGGGCGAUUUUAGAGAGGAAAAAUCAUUGCUUACACUAAGGGAUUCAGGAGAGAUAAGGCAUAUGCACACAUCAUCAUCGGUUUCAAGUGGAGGAGAAAGAUUGUUAGUCAUCAUUGAGUUAGCUGAGGAUGUUGCUGAUGAUAAAUGGACAAUGAUGUGCGCUUCUUUGCGAAGUUGCAUUUCAGCUGGAAGUAAAAUCAUAAUCACAAGCCGGUUAGAGAAGAUCGCAAAGCUUGGAACAACACAACCUCUACGUCUGAAGUUUUUGUCGCGAGAAGCUUACUGGUACUUCUUUAAGGUGCUCGCAUUCGGAAGCUCAGAUCCUAAAGAACACCCUGAGUUAGCAUCUGUAUCAAUGAUGAUGUUCAAUGUCUACUUUGAUCAUGAAUUGUACAAGAAUUUCACUGGACCAUUCAUGGACCUAAAUAUCAUGGCCAGCUUGAUCCAAGCUACAUUUUAUGAGGGCAACUGGCUCAGCCUCCAUGCACACACCAGGAGUUAUUUUCUGCUUAGGAGAGGUUUAGGUGAUGAUUUUGAGUUGAAGACGAAGUGCGUGCCUAUUCCCAAGAAAAAUACAGUUGUGCAACAGUAUUGUGUAAUUUCCGACUAUUGCCGAGUAGGGGUUGCUCAUGAAGAAGAUCAGAAGGUUCCCAAAAUUGACAUGCAAGAUGUCUUGUCAGGGAGAGUUGCACCUGAUGGGAGAUUUGAUGUUGUGCUAUGGAGAUCUCACCUGCCGCCAUAUUACAGCUACAUAUAUAGCUGUGAGAUCCAUGAGUACAGGCCUGUAUUAGCUACCUGCAAGAUGGAACUCCGGCAAAAGAGGAAAAAAAUUAGAUUGAACUAGAUGGUUUUCCAUAUGUAUAAAUGAUAAAGAGUCUGUCCUAUUUUAUCACUGAAUUCAGCUGUAUGAUUAACACUAGAUUCAUCUUUUUAUGC
This is a messenger RNA of Oryza sativa Japonica Group (Japanese rice), 4956 nucleotides long. NCBI's taxonomy places the organism in Eukaryota, Viridiplantae, Streptophyta, Magnoliopsida, Poales, Poaceae. The record is from RefSeq and is a predicted model, not a curated record.